Molecule: messenger RNA, 753 nt
Organism: Sitodiplosis mosellana (orange wheat blossom midge)
Lineage: Eukaryota; Metazoa; Arthropoda; Insecta; Diptera; Cecidomyiidae
Exons: 4
Coding region: 129-674 (181 amino acids)
Source: RefSeq, a predicted model, not a curated record
CAUAGAAUUUAGAACAAGAGAAUUGUGAAUAAAGCAAAUGCCACAGAAAAUCAUGAUUCAAUUUAGUUGCACGGCAUUUUCGGAUCGACAGUCUCAUUUCGAAAGCGUUGCAAUAAAAAGUAGAUAAAAUGAGAAGUGUAAGCAUUUUGUUAAUUUUGACUUUAGUUUUAACCAUAACCAUUUGCUCAGUUGCAAUUGAUGAUAUGAACAUGAAGUCACUGGCUUCGGAUCCACCAAUCAAUACAACGAUUGUACGGCAUAAACGCUAUUUGGAUUUUAUUCCAAAAUCCAGAAUGUUCUUUCGAACCAAUAUCAAAGCCAAUGUACUAUCACCAACAAAUCAAUUAUUGGCAUUUGCAUACGGAUAUCGUGCCAAUUAUCCCAUCGAAAAUGACAUAAAAAUCAAGCGCCGAGAUGUUUAUGAUAGCAUGGAAGAGCUUAUCGAUCACCAUGGAUCAUUCAAUGGACGUGCCUGUCUUACAAAAUUACUGUGCGAUGCGUCAUCAACAAUUUCUGCUGACUCCGGAAUGUUUGCUCGUCUCUAUCAGUUGAUUUUCCGUCUUCCACAAGCAGAUGAUGAACUAUAUUCAACGUUCAAUGCUGAUAAAUGCGGAAAGUACUCAGCCGAAUGCCCAUUGAGACUACUGAAAUUAACACCAUACACCGAUCUUUGAUUUCAUUAAGAAGUUUCAUUUGUAUCACUGCAGAAAUAAACAAACGAAAAUAAAAAUUGAACAUUUUGUCUGCUUUCAA